Messenger RNA from Nicotiana tabacum (common tobacco), 354 nucleotides. The record is from RefSeq and is a predicted model, not a curated record. Lineage: Eukaryota; Viridiplantae; Streptophyta; Magnoliopsida; Solanales; Solanaceae.
AUGGCACCAGUUGCACCACAACCUGUACUUCCUGAGAGUAGGAGCUAUCAGAAACUAAUAGAAAAACUUAUUUACCUCGCUAUUACUAGGCCAGACAUAUGUUUUGCAAUUCAAGUUCUAAGUCAAUUCUUGCAACAUCCAAAGCAAUCACAUUUCGAUGCUGCAUUGAGAGUUGUGAGAUACAUUAAAGGUUCACCAGGGAUGGGAAUAUUAUUGAAGAAAGGGUCACUGGAGAAAGUCACAGCCUAUUGUGAUUCAGACUGGGCUACUUGUCCAAACACAAGGAGAUCUGUGACUGGAUAUGUGAUAAAACUAGGAAACUCUUUGAUCUCGUGGAAAUUCAAGAAACAAUAA